UUAUUCUUCUUACUUUUUUAAUCGAGAGUUAUAAUUUUUUUCUUUUUUUGUUUGAAUAAUUAGAAAAGAUUAAUUGUUUGAGUAGUACUGGGUGAGCUGAAGCUAUGGGGAGAGGUAAAAUAGUGAUACGGAGGAUCGAUAACUCAACGAGCAGGCAAGUAACUUUUUCGAAAAGAAGGAACGGAUUGUUGAAGAAAGCUAAAGAGCUCGCGAUCUUGUGCGAUGCUGAAGUUGGAGUGAUGAUUUUCUCCAGCACCGGAAAGCUCUACGAUUUUGCUAGCACCAGCAUGAGAUCAGUAAUUAUGCGAUUCAACAAAGCAAAGGAGGAAAAUCAACCGGGGAAUCCAACAUCUGAAGUCAAGUUUUGGCAAAGGGAGGCAGCAGUCCUGAGACAACAACUGCAAAACCUACAAGAAAAUCACAGGCAAAUGAUGGGUGAAGAACUUUCUGUAUUGACCAUAAAAGAUUUACAGAAUUUGGAGAGCCAAUUGGAAAUGAGCCUUCAUGGUGUCCGUAUGAAGAAGGACCAAAUUUUAAUGCAUGAAAUUGAAGAACUGACCAGAAAGGGGAACCUCAUUCAUCAAGAAAAUGUGAAACUCUGUAAGAAGGUUUAUGGAACGAGGGGUGUGAAUGGUACAAACAAGGAAUUGUUUCUCACAAAUGGUCAAAGCAUGGAGGAGGAUCCACAUGAGCCGGUCCAUCUCCAGCUAAGCCAGCCACAGCAACAAAAUUAUGAAACAUCAACAAGAGCUACAAAAUUGGGAUUGCAAUUGCAUUAGCAACAGAAAAUGCAUCAAAGUGGGACUGGAUGUCACUCAAUUUCUAUCAACAAAUAGCUCAUGGUUCCAAGUGUUACACUUCCUGUAGUAAGAUGUUUUAUGUUAAAACCACUGAUCGUUCAGCAAAA
Hibiscus syriacus is the source of this 907-nucleotide messenger RNA. RefSeq names its product MADS-box transcription factor 23-like. Gene Ontology annotation, cellular component: nucleus. The record is from RefSeq and is a predicted model, not a curated record. The transcript has 8 exons. Gene Ontology annotation, biological process: positive regulation of transcription by RNA polymerase II. NCBI's taxonomy places the organism in Eukaryota, Viridiplantae, Streptophyta, Magnoliopsida, Malvales, Malvaceae. Bases 105 to 779 code for a protein of 224 amino acids. Gene Ontology annotation, molecular function: DNA-binding transcription factor activity, RNA polymerase II-specific; RNA polymerase II cis-regulatory region sequence-specific DNA binding; protein dimerization activity.